Messenger RNA from Numida meleagris (helmeted guineafowl), 2257 nucleotides. Its product is annotated as transducin-like enhancer protein 2. Gene Ontology annotation, molecular function: protein binding; transcription corepressor activity. The record is from RefSeq and is a predicted model, not a curated record. Gene Ontology annotation, cellular component: nucleus; transcription regulator complex. Bases 54 to 2033 code for a protein of 659 amino acids. The transcript has 18 exons. NCBI's taxonomy places the organism in Eukaryota, Metazoa, Chordata, Aves, Galliformes, Numididae. Gene Ontology annotation, biological process: negative regulation of canonical Wnt signaling pathway; regulation of DNA-templated transcription.
CGCUCCGCAGCCUGAAGCUGGAGUGCGAGAAGCUGCUGAGCGAGAAGACCGAGAUGCAGCGGCACUAUGUCAUGUACUACGAGAUGUCCUACGGGCUGAACAUCGAGAUGCACAAGCAGGCAGAGAUCGUCAAGAGGCUGAGUGCCAUCUGCGCCCAGAUUGUGCCUUUCCUGACGCAGGAGCACCAGCAGCAGGUCCUGCAGGCGGUGGAGCGGGCCAAGCAGGUCACCAUGGGAGAGCUCAACAGCAUCGUUGGGCAGCAGCAGCUGCAGCACCUCUCCCACCACCCCCCCCAGCUGCCGCUGACCCCACACCCCUCUGGCACACACAGCGUGCCUGGGGGGGCUGCGGGGCUGCUGGCCCUCUCGGGGGCACUGAUGGCACAGUCGCAGCUGGCGGCCAAGGAGGAGAAAGCAGCACAGGAGAGCAGAGAGCGCAGCCCCAGCCAAAGCGUGUCAGCGUCUCCUCCUGAGAGCCCUCCCGACGAGGAGCCGGGGCUGAAGCGGAGCCAGGAGGAGAAGGAGCUGCCUGGGCACUAUGACAGCGACGGGGACAAGAGCGACUACAACCUGGUGGUGGACGAGGACCCCCCCUCGGAGCCCGGCAGCCCUGGCAGCCGCCCCCCCCCAGCCCGGGACGUCCCCGAGAGCCCGAGCUCCAGCCGGAGCGCGACCCCGUGCCGACGGAAGGAGCCGGGGCUGCCGGACCCCCCCGUCGCCAUGUCCUCCUCGUCCCCCCCGCCCCGCGAUGCCCUCACGCCCGGUGUGGGGCCCAGCUCGGCCGCCCUUCCCCGGCAGCCUGCAGCCAAGGACCCCCCCGCUCUCCGCAGCCCCUCCGUCAGCGUCUCUGGCCCCUUCACCUCCCUGGGCCUGCUGCCCCACGCCCUCAAUGGCGAGCUCCCGACCCCCAGCAUCUACGUGGGCCUGCACCUCCCGCCGCAGGUCAGCAGCGCUGGGUACGGGCGCUCAGCCGUGGUGGCUUUCGAGUCGCACCCGCACCUGAGGGCCUCCACGCUGCCAUCGUCGCUCUCCACCGUCCCCGCGGGGAAACCCGCCUACUCCUUCCACGUCAGCGCCGACGGGCAGAUGCAGCCGGUGCCGUUCCCCCCCGACGCCCUCCUGGGCUCCGGCAUCCCCCGGCACGCGCGGCAGCUGCACAGCCUGGCCCACGGCGAGGUGGUCUGCGCCGUCACCAUCAGCAACUCCACGCGCCACGUCUACACCGGGGGCAAGGGCUGCGUGAAGGUGUGGGACGUGGGGCAGCCGGGCACCAAGACGGCCGUGGCACAGCUGGACUGCUUGAACCGCGACAACUACAUCCGCUCCUGCAAGCUGCUCCCCGACGGCCGCAGCCUGAUCGUGGGGGGGGAGGCCAGCACCCUGUCCAUCUGGGACCUGGCGGCCCCCACGCCCCGCAUCAAGGCCGAGCUCACCUCCUCCGCCCCCGCCUGCUAUGCCCUGGCCAUCAGCCCCGAUGCCAAAGUCUGCUUCUCCUGCUGCAGCGACGGCAACAUCGUGGUGUGGGACCUGCAGAACCAGACCAUGGUGAGGCAGUUCCAAGGCCACACGGACGGUGCCAGCUGCAUCGACAUCUCUAACUACGGCACCAAGCUGUGGACGGGGGGGCUGGACAACACGGUGCGCUGCUGGGACCUGCGGGAGGGGCGGCAGCUGCAGCAGCACGACUUCAGCUCCCAGAUCUUCUCCCUGGGGCACUGCCCGACGGGCGAGUGGCUGGCGGUGGGCAUGGAGAGCAGCAACGUGGAGAUCCUGCACGUCUCCAAGCCCGACAAGUACCAGCUGCACCUCCACGAGAGCUGCGUCCUCUCCCUCAAGUUCGCCGCCUGCGGGAAGUGGUUUGUGAGCACGGGGAAGGACAACCUGCUCAACGCCUGGCGCACGCCCUACGGAGCCAGCAUCUUCCAGUCCAAAGAAUCUUCUUCGGUGCUGAGCUGUGACAUUUCCAUCAAUGACAAAUUCAUUGUGACGGGCUCUGGCGACAAGAAGGCCACAGUGUAUGAGGUGGUGUACUGAGGCCCCCACUGUCUCUGCCACUCUGAUAUUGGGGGCUGAGCCCCCUCCCCCCAACCCUGGGGCUGAGCCCCCAAACCCCCAGCACCGCUGCAGCCAGCCCAGCCCCACUGCUCCUUGGGCUGCUCCCUCCCGGUUCUCUUCUUGCAAGCUGGGGAGCGAGAGGUGACACUUGCCCCCCUCCCCAGCUCCCUUCCUGAUGUGUGGCAGAGGGGGGGCCGGAUGGG